Molecule: messenger RNA, 2398 nt
Organism: Amphimedon queenslandica
Lineage: Eukaryota; Metazoa; Porifera; Demospongiae; Haplosclerida; Niphatidae
Exons: 10
Coding region: 588-2279 (563 amino acids)
Source: RefSeq, a predicted model, not a curated record
CCGCCGGGCAACAGCACGUGAUUUUUCCACCUACACAUACUAACAGUCACUACAAUACUGCAUUAUACACUGUGUAAACGCCUUAUACAGCCACAUAGUGUUAAUUUGAGCUUAGAUGGGGCUUUUAUAACUUCUUUGUAACUUAUGCUAACAGCUUAGAUCUAAAGCUUGGUAGAGGCUCUGUCUAAAAUAACAUUAAUAGUCUAGAUACUAUAAAAUCAUUAGUUUAAAGCCUCGCUCUAGUACUUUUGAAGGUUCUCCAUAGGCUUCUCUGGCUAGACCUACAUUAUAAAUUAGUUUAAAUAUUAACACAGUUCUCUUAGACUAAGCCUGAUUGAUUGUUAAAGCCUAUAAUUUUUUGAGAUUAUGACUGAGGUAGCCGCUCACUGAUAUCCAUAAGUCCAUUACAGUGGACCAGAGUCUUUAAACUUUGGGAAAACAAACCAAGCUGUUGAAAAGUGUGAUACUGAGUCACAAACUGUCUAGAAGUCGAGGUAGAAGUCGUAAAAACCUUGAGAAACUUUCUUGGCCUGAUAAUCAGUUCAGAUCCCAAGCUGGGUGGUGUAGUGGGUGGUCCUUUCUUGGCCAUGGCCCAUGUGCCACGUCGUGGUUCACAAGGAGAAAUGGAGUCGAUAGAAGAUGAAAUAGUGAAAGGUUUCAUUUCUGAACCUGGUUCCAUUCCUCACAGACGUCUUGGACCGGCUUUGCUGUCCUGUACCUCAGCUCCACUCAAAGACAAUGUUGAUCAAAUCACUCGUCAGUUAACAACUGAUAUUAAGGUUACUGUCCAUCCCUCUCAGUUGUCUGUGGUUCUAAACUGUGUUGACACAUUUCUUCAAAGGAUUGCAUUAGAGAGGAUAUCCACUCCUCCCUCUCUCCCUAAGCUAAUUGGUAUAUUAUUCUACCAUGAGUCAUCUUGCUCAUCCUCUCAAUGCGUGAUGCUGCACAGUUUGACAACUCUGUGUUAUCUCUUCCCUGGGGCUUGUAAGGAGCACCGCUCAAUGAUACUUAAAUGGAGCAAAUGUGCUUUGUUCUCUAAAUCUACUUCACUAAUGAAAGAAGCUGCUAGUCUAUUGCAGGUAUUAAAUAGUUCAUUGAAGUCAGGGACCAGUCCCGAAGAGACUCAGUUCUUUCUUAGCCUUAUACAGUCGGUACAUUAUUGUAUUACUGCACUCCUUGGAGAAGAGGAAGACGAGGAAUCUCCUUCACCAACACUGUUGUUACCUGAUCUCUCUAAUUCUCUUGACGGGACGGAAAAAAUUGACGUCCUUGUUAAAGGUGUGUCCAGUUUGACUUAUCUCCUGAGGGUGUGUCUGUUAGUUGAUGUGCAUCGCCUGUUGGAUGUUCCCCUUGACCAAUUGUGGGGGUUGAUAUGGAGAAUGAUGAACAAUCAAUCAUCAGUUGAUAACGUUAAUCAUUUAUUGCUAAAGGCAAGUUGGCAGUUGCUAUUGGUUACCAUUCAAAGCUGUGGUCUCUCCUUAUUGCCGUACUCUGACACCAUUGAGUCAGCUAUUAUCAAAACCUUUCACCGAGCUUCACCUGCCUCCAUUUUACCACUUGUCUGCAAGUGUGCGGAAAAGUGGGUGUGUCUACGAAAUUCCUGUUCACUUCAGUUUAUUGAGAAACUAAUGUCUUGUGUGUGUAUCUGUACCCAUCAUCGUAUAGAAGCUUGCCAGGAUUAUGAUAGAAAAGUGGCUUUCCAGUUCAAGGAGGAUAAGAUACUUUCGCUUUACAUUGAUACUCUUAAUACUUGCAUUGGAUCUGUGACCUCUGGAAGACUCUCUCCUCUCACUGCUAAGUCUGUGCUUGAUUUAUGUUAUACAAUAUUGAGCUCUGGCUACACUGAGAGUAAUUCACUGUCAUCACUUCUCAAUCAUCCUCUCCUUUACUCGAACAAGAACUCCUUUUCAAAAUUACAAGAUCAAGCUUUAGAGGAGCUAACUCAAAACCCAGUAGCCACAGUACCUCAUUCUAACACAGCUGCUACAUCUGUACACUACCAACCUACAACUAGUUCAGUAAAUGAUGAAGCAAUGAUUGAUGAUGAAGGCAGUGGGGAAGAUGAAGAGAUGACAUUAGAUCAUGUAGGACCUAGUCCUGUGGCAAAACAAGAUGCUAUCAAAGGCAGAGAUACUGAAGCCCCAACUGAAGCAAAGAGAAGGAAAGUGGAAGAAGAAGUACUCCUCGAUGAAGAGGAACUUAAUGAAGGGAACGAUGAAGAGGAAGAUGAUGAGGACAUUGAUGUCAAUUCAAUGUUAAUGAAAGCAUUUGAUGUUUAACGUAAUCUUGUAAAAAAUAUAAUUAUGCUUUAGGCAUUGCCUAUACUGUUUGUACAGGCUCAUUGUUCUGAGUCCAUUAAACCAUAGAUAUGAUUGAAUAGUCUACAUUUUUCCGAUUA